Molecule: messenger RNA, 1173 nt
Organism: Danio aesculapii
Lineage: Eukaryota; Metazoa; Chordata; Actinopteri; Cypriniformes; Danionidae
Gene: tmed3
Product: transmembrane p24 trafficking protein 3
Exons: 3
Coding region: 116-736 (206 amino acids)
Biological process (GO): Golgi organization; intracellular protein transport; endoplasmic reticulum to Golgi vesicle-mediated transport
Cellular component (GO): COPI vesicle coat; endoplasmic reticulum-Golgi intermediate compartment; COPII-coated ER to Golgi transport vesicle
Source: RefSeq, a predicted model, not a curated record
UUUCGCAUCGGUCUGUCAAGUGGCUGAGUGCGUUCAGGCAAACCAGCGGAAACUUAAUGGAGGAGGCUUUCUGCACAUUUUAACGAAUAAUCUAAUUUCUUACCACUUAAACAUAAUGAGACACUCCUUUUUACUUCUGGCUGUGUACAUAGCCUUUGUAAAUGCCACCGAAUUAACUUUUGAGUUGCCAGAUAACGAAAAGCAAUGCUUUUACGAGGAACUAGAGCAAGGAGCCAAGUUUGAUAUAGACUUUCAGGUUAUUGCUGGAGGAAACUAUGAUGUUGACUGUUUUGUGACCGAUCCAAUGAAUAACAUGCUGUAUCAGGAACGAAAAAAGCAGUAUGACAGCUUUUCCCACACAACAGUCAUGAAGGGAGUGUACAAGGUCUGCUUCAGCAAUGAGUUCUCAACCUUCUCUCACAAGACUGUUUACCUGGACUUCAGAAGUGGAGAGGAUGACCGGCUGUUGCCUGACAUGAACAGAGCCACAGCUCUCACACAGAUGGAGUCAGCCUGCCUGUCUAUCCAUGAGAUCCUCAAAGUGGUUUCAGACUCUCAGACCUGGUAUCGUCUUCGAGAGGCUCAGGAUCGUCUUAGAGCAGAGGACCUGAAUGAGCGUGUGCACUUUUGGUCCGUCGGGGAGACCGUCAUCCUGUUUGUAGUCUGUAUUGGCCAGGUGCUUAUGCUGAAGAGUUUCUUCAAUGAGAAGAAAACCGGUGUGUCCACCAGCACAUAGACUUAGAUCACUAAUCUACCAUGAAGACAAUAGCCAGCUGAUUCAUCAGUCUGUUCCCCAUAAAACAAGCAACCUUGAUUUGAUGCCUGCAACCAACCAAAAUUACCUCUCUGUCAAACAAAAUGCCUUAACAAUAAUGUACUAAAAGACACACAGAGUUCAGUAUCUUGUAUAGUUUUUCAAAUUGGCCUUAAUGUGCAUUGCUUAAUAUUGCAGCAAUGUUGCACCUUUAUUCUGACUUGAUCUUGGUUUGUUCUGGUGUUGUUUAUUUUGUAAAAAUUUCUGUGUUGUCCACUGUGUGUGUGCGUGUCAACUUUAAAUUCCUAAAGCCUUAAUAUACACUGUUAAAUAGAAUACAAAGUACUUAGUUGUGCUGACUAUAAUAAUAUUACUAUGAAAUAUUAUGUAUGUGUAUGUAUGCAUGUGUGUAUGUAUGU